AUGACACAAUUAUUAGUGGGAGAUCGCGAUCUUUUAUCGAUGCACUAUAUUGAUUAUAUAGUUGUAGCAGACAACUGGACUAAAAACGGUAACACUUUUGAGGGUCAAUGGCAGAACGGCAAGAGACAUGGACUUGGCGUCGAAUCGCGGGGGAGGUGGCUGUACAGAGGAGAAUGGACACAAGGUUUCAAGGGCCGAUAUGGUGUCAGACAGUCGGCCACAACCAACGCCAAGUACGAGGGAACUUGGGCCAAUGGGCUGCAAGACGGCUACGGGUCGGAGACGUACGCCGACGGUGGGACGUUUCAAGGGCAAUGGAUGCGUGGAAUGCGACAUGGAUACGGUGUCCGGACUAGUGCUAGGUUCGGGAUGGCAUCUCAUUCCAAGCCAAACAAAUCGGACAUCCGGAAUUCCCUGUCGUCAUUGGGUAGUGACGACGCGCACAACAAGGUUGGCAGCGCGUCCGAAGACCCGGUGAUCGGCAGCGAAGGCCGGGACAAAAAGCUGGACGACACACGUGGCGGGUUCGUGUUGAAGGCCAACAGUGACGAGCAGCCGAACAAACGGAAGACGUUGGUGUCUAAGUCUACGCACAGUCUCAAGAGGACUUUCAUGUCUGGUUUCAAAAUGCGAAAACAGAGAAGCACCGGUGAGCUGGAGAAGAAGGUUUCGGGAAGCAUUAGAAGCACGGCAUCAUGUACGUCAUGGAUCAGCACUGGAUCAUCUCAGUCCGCGAUGGGCGAGUCCUAUAACACAGAUUCCAACGCCAGCUUUAUCGUUGAGGACGAACACAUGGACGUGAACACGACGGAAACGUACGUCGGGGAGUGGAAAAAUGACAAAAGAUCUGGAUAUGGGAUCGCCGAGAGAACAGAUGGGCUGAAAUACGAGGGCGAAUGGUUUGCCAACAAGAAAUAUGGUUAUGGUGUGACUACGUUUAAGGACGGCACGAAGGAAGAGGGCAAGUACAAAAACAACGUCUUGAUUACAUCUCAAAAGAAAAAACACUAUUUCCUCAUGAGGUCAGCCAAGCUCAAGGAACGGAUUGAGGCCUCCGUGAACGCAGCGCACAGGGCAUCAAAAAUUGCGUUGCAAAAAGCGGAUAUAGCAAUAUCUCGUAUGGCCACAGCGAGGGGCAAAGCGGAACUGUCUGACAUCGCAGCGGAUCAUGCUCGAGAGGAUUAUGAAAUAGCAAAACUCACCGCCAAACAGUUUGCACCAGAUUUCAUUCAACCAGGACUGGAGAAGACCAGACUGCGGGAGAUCUUGAAACAGCGCAUGUCGAUCGAUCAAAAAUCGAUAUUGCAGCCGUUGAUAUCGAUGCCAAAUCCGGUGGGGCCGGCGUCUUCGUCACCGGACGCCGCUGACGCGGCAUCCCUGUCGCAGUCCACCAACAACCUAUUGUACACAGCCACCGGUCAACAGGACGCGGCAGAGACUACGCCACAGUUCAGACCAAGGUCACACUACGCGCAGCCGUACUAUCAGUCUACUGGCGGCAAUCAGCAGCAACAGCAACAGCAACAGCAGUCCGGCGGAUUUGGCUCGCCACAGAGCAGCAACAUGGGCCAAUCGCUCGCGCGAAACAGCCUCACGCCGGACAUGAGACAGAACUCGUCGCCGAACCAUCGGCCGCAACAGAACCACGGUUAUAUCCAGAACAGUGGCGGGUCCUCGGCCGCGACGCCACCGCCGCCGCCGCCACCGAGCCGUUCGAACAACAGCAACGGUAUCGCGGGUGACCAGUACCACGGUAACGCGCAAAACGCCGGGUACGGUACCGGGUCGAUCCGACGGCCGUACGGCCAAAAUGGCGGCGGGGGCGCGCCGCCCACGGCCCGCCAGAGCGUCGUGGACAGAGCUUCGUUUUCGCAGCAACGCAUGUCGUCGUCAUCGUCGUCGCACGCCGCCUACUCUCGCGCCAACGAAGAUGGAAUGGGCGCGGGCGCGGCGUCGCCUCGCCACGACAGCACCAGCAGGCCGAGCCGCUACAACCAGUACGAGGUCGGAGUCGACGACGAUACCGAUCCUUCGCUGUUGAGACGCAACACGAAAUACGUCAACAGAGAGUCACUGUACUCAUUUCAACAGGUAACGCAGCAGCAGGCUGGAGAAGGUACCGUUUGUCAGACGGAGCGCCGUUAG
Rhopalosiphum padi (bird cherry-oat aphid) is the source of this 2145-nucleotide messenger RNA. RefSeq names its product junctophilin-1-like. NCBI's taxonomy places the organism in Eukaryota, Metazoa, Arthropoda, Insecta, Hemiptera, Aphididae. The transcript has 8 exons. The coding region runs from base 1 to 2145 and encodes 714 amino acids. The record is from RefSeq and is a predicted model, not a curated record. Gene Ontology annotation, cellular component: endoplasmic reticulum membrane; junctional membrane complex; plasma membrane.